AUGGGUGAGUUUGACGGUGAAAGAAUCCUGGUCGAUACUGGAAGCACCAUUAAUGUAUUAUUCUGCCGAACGCUAGAAAAAAUGGGUGUUAUACUAGAACAGGUGAAACCCGAGACUCGGACAUUGACCGGCUAUGAUGGGAUCGCUAAAAUGUUGAUGGGCGAUGUGAAACUACAAGUGCUAGCUGGCGAAGUGACCCGGAAGACUAAGUUCGUCAUCAUCGACGCGCCCCCAAUUUACAACGCCAUUCUAGGGGCACCAAAGAUAUACGCAAUGCAAGCGGUACCGUCGACCUACCAUAAUGUGAUCACGGGAUCGGUCCCUCGGCCAUGA
Molecule: messenger RNA, 333 nt
Organism: Camelina sativa (false flax)
Lineage: Eukaryota; Viridiplantae; Streptophyta; Magnoliopsida; Brassicales; Brassicaceae
Source: RefSeq, a predicted model, not a curated record